AUGGUCAAGUCAUGUGACGGUGGUUCUAGAGAUCUGUCGUGGCUCCUAUGGUCAAGUCAUGUGACGGUGGUUCUAGAGAUCUGUCGUGGCUCUAUGGUCAAGUCAUGUGACGGUGGUUCUAUGGUCAAGAUCUGUCGUGGCUCCUAUGAGAUCGUGGCUCCUAUGGUCAAGUCAUGUGACGGUGGUUCUAGAGAUCUGUCGUGGCUCCUAUGGUCAAGUCAUGUGACGGUGGUUCUAGAGAUCUGUGACGUGGCUCCUAGAUCUGAGAUCUGUCGUGGCUCCUAUGGUCAAGUCAAGACGGUGGUUCUAGAGAUCUGUCGUGGCUCCUAUGAUCAAUCUGCCCGGCCGUCAGUCUGCCCGGCCGUCAGUCUGCCCGGCCGUCAGUCUGCCCGGCCGUCAGUCUGCCCGGCCGUCAGUCUGCCCGGCCGUCAGUCUGCCCGGCCGUCAGUCUGCCCGCCCGGCAGUCUGCCCGCCCGGCAGUCUGCCCGCCCGGCAGUCUGCCCGCCCGGCAGUCUGCCCGCCCGGCAGUCUGCCCGCCCGGCAGUCUGCCCGCCCGGCAGUCCGGCUGUCUGCCCGGCAGUCCGUCUGUCUGCCCGGCUGUCAGUCCGUCUGUCAGCCCGGCUGUCAGUCCGUCUGUCUGCCCGGCUGUCAGUCCGUCUGUCUGCCCGGCUGUCAGUCCGGCUGUCAGUCCGUCUGUCUGCCCGGCUGUCAGUCCGUCUGUCUGCCCGGCUGUCAGUCCGUCUGUCUGCCCGGCUGUCAGUCCGUCUGUCUGCCCGGCUGUCUGUCUGCCCGGCUGUCAGUCUGCCCGGCUGUCUGUCUGCCCGGCCGUCAGUCUGCCCGGCCGUCAGUCUGCCCGGCCGUCAGUCUUCCCGGCCGUCAGUCUUCCCGGCCGUCAGUCUUCCCGGCCGUCAGUCUGCCCGGCCGGCAGUCUGCCCGGCCGUCAGUCUGCCCGGCCGGCAGUCUGCCCGGCCGGCAGUCUGCCCGGCCGGCAGUCUGCCCGGCCGUCUGCCCGGCCGUCUGCCCGCCCGUCUGCCCGCCCGUCUGCCCGGCCGUCUGCCCGGCAGUCUGCCCGGCAGUCUGCCCGGCAGUCUGCCCGGCAGUCUGCCCGGCUGUCUGCCCGGCUGUCUGCCCGGCUGUCUGCCCGGCUGUGGGUUCUCUGUGGUGUUCCUGGCCCGGACACACAGUGGCAUGCGCUGCGCUCUCAAGAGGAUGUAUGUCAACAAUGUCCCUGACCUCAACAUCUACAAGAGAGAGAUCACUAUUAUGAAGGAGCUGUCUGGUCAUAGGAACAUAGUGAACUACCUGGACUCUACCAUCAACUCCGUAGGGGACAGUGUGUGGGAGGUGCUCAUUCUCAUGGAGUACUGUAAAGCUGGUCAGGUAGUGAAGCAGAUGAACCAGCGUCUCCAUACAGGGUUUACGGAGCCGGAGGUGUUGACCAUCUUCACUGAUACCUGUGAGGCUGUGGCCAGGCUGCAUCAGUGUAGAACCCCUGUCAUACACAGGGACCUGAAGGUAGAGAACAUCCUCCUCAGUGAUAAUGGGAGUUAUGUUCUGUGUGAUUUUGGAAGUGCUUCUCUCAAAGUGCUGCUUCCACAUAAAGACGGAGUGACCGCUGUGGAGGACGAAAUCAGGAAGUACACGUCCCUGUCUUAUCGAGCUCCAGAGAUGAUCAACGUGUACGCAGGGAAGGCCAUUACCACCAAGGCUGAUAUCUGGGCUCUUGGUUGCUUGUUGUACAAGCUGUGUUUCUUCUCGCUCCCGUUCGGGGAGAGUCAAGUCGCCAUAUGUGAGGGAACCUUUGUCGUUCCCGACAAUUCCAAAUUCUCCUUCAAGUUGCACUGCUUAAUCAGAUAUAUGCUUGAGCCUGACCAUGAGAAGAGACCAGACAUCUAUCAAGUGUCCUACUUUGCCUUCAAGUUAGCUGGAAAAGAGUGUCCUGUGCCAAAUCUCUUUAACUCUCCUCUCCCCACGUCACUUCCUGAGCCACUCACAGCCAGCCAAUUCGCUGCCAGGAAGAGUAUGACGAAAGCCAGAAUCACAGAGUCCGUGGGCCCAACGGCAACUUCCAUCACUCCGAGACAGAGACCCAAAGCUACAAACAGUUAUGUGCUGCCCAUUCCUGUUGCAGCCAUCACCCCUACAGCUGCCACGCCCAUCGUCACCCCUACAGCUGCCACGCCCAUAGUCACCCCUACAGCUGCCACGCCCAUCGUCACCCCUACAGCUGCCACGCCCAUCGUCACCCCUACAGCUGAGCCUUCUGUACCUGUCAGCAAUGGGCAGAAAGCGACCACCCCAGGGAAUGGGCAGCCGGUGACGCCACAGACAUCCAACAGGGUCCUCCAGCAGCUGCAGCCUGGGGACCUACGUCUGCAACAACGAGAUCCGCUUCACCCUGUCCAUCCACAGCAGCUCCAAUACCUUCAGUACCAGCAGACCCUUCAGCAGGCCCAGCUCCAACAGCAGCAGCAGGCCCAGCUCCAACAGCAGCAGCAGCAGGCCCUGCUCCAACAGCAGCUCCAACAGCAGCAGCAGCAGGCCCUGCUCCAACAGCAGCAGCAGCAGCAGGCCCUGCUCCAACAACCGGUGAUGAUGCAGCCCAUGAAUCAGCAACAACAGACACACUACGCAGCCAUGAUGCACCAGUACCAACGGGCUUUUGCACAGCAACAGCAUCAACACCCCACCCAGCAGCCCUAUCCUCUGGAGUGUCAGCUUCCCCCGGGCUCCUAUAACCCUGCUGGGCCUGGGCCUAUGUCCCCUGUGGAGCCCCCAUCCACUAACACCAGUAGAAGCCCUCUGGUGGACUUCAAGGUGACCACCCCUCCUCCCCAGAGCCUGGUCACCCCCCAGAGCCUGGUCACCCCCCAGAGCCACCCUCCUGACAUGUCCCGAUGGAACCCCUUUGGAGAGGACAACUUCUCCAAACUGACGGAGGAGGAGCUGCUGGACCGAGAGUUCGACCUCCUCAGAGCAAGUAAACGUCUGGAGAGAACCAGUAGCCAGGAGGCAGACCGACCGCUGCAGCCAAUCACCCCUGAAGACCUGUUUGGCUCCUCCCCUUCCUGUCUAGUGCAGCUUGUCUGCUUCAAUCCAACAGGUUCUCGUGUGAUCACUGAUCAGCCUAUUGAAGAGCUCAGUAGCCCAGUGGCUGCCCCCGUACCUGUUCCUGUGGGCCGGCCUUCCCUGGAGGAGGAAGUGCUACAACCUCCGGUGGCAAAGGAGCACAAACCAAGUAGGAGGAGAAACUCUCCUAUGGGUGGUUUACAAACGACUCGCAAACCAGGUGGUGACGAAUCAGACAGUGACUUUGAGUCAGAUCCUCCUUCCCCUAAGAGCAGCGAGGAGGAAGACGACCCGGACGACGACGACGAAGGUCUGAACAACGAGCACAGAGAGUUCUUCAACGAACUGGAAGAUUUGGAGGAAACGGAGAUGCUGGGACAUAGGCCUCUGCUGAUGGACUCAGAGGCUGAGGAAGAGUACGACAAACACAGCUCCGACUCAGACUAUGAACCCAGGAAGGUUAAGGAAGGACUUACUAGGAAGCUAAAAGGAGGAGUGGCUACUGCCUCCCAUGAGGGAAGUCCGAGAUUGGAGUCAGAAGACACACUAAUCACGAUUACGCCUCCCGAGUCACCUGGUGUGGUGGCUGUUAGAGCUUCCCCUUGUGUCGGUGGCAUUGUGGACGUGUUUGGUGAGGAUGUGUUUGGUGCUGUGCCCUUCUUUCCUCCAGCGGCAGCUCCGACAGAAAGCGCAGACAUCUUCUCCGCGGCUCCCUUCAGGCAGGUGAGCCAGGAGGCCAACCAGCCCAGCCAGGAGGCCAACCAGCCCAGCCAGGAGGCCAACCAGCCCAGCCAGGAGGCCAACCAGCCCAGCCAGGAGGCCAACCAGCCCAGCCAGGAGGCCAACCAGCCCAGCCAGGAGGCCAACCAGCCCAGCCAGGAGGCCAACCAGCCCAGCCAGGAGGCCAACCAGCCCAGCCAGGAGGCCAACCAGCCCAGCCAGGAGGCCAACCAGCCCAGCCAGGAGGCCAACCAGCCCAGCCAGGAGGCCAACCAGCCCAGCCAGGAGGCCAACCAGCCCAGCCAGGAGGAGUUGGACGUCUUCACUAAGGCUCCGUUCAGCCGGAACCUCUCCAAGACUGGAAGCAGCGACUUCUCUACGGGUCGGACUCCGCCGGUGUCCCCUGACAGCAUCGACCCGUUCGGCUUCUCUCCCUUCCAGCCCGGCCCCACGGGCCUGCCACCAACCACCUCCAGGAGUGCCGAGGACAUCUUCCGUCCAGCCUUGGAGAAUUCUCUCAGCCCCCAGCAGCAGAGGCUGAAGCAGCGUAGCCUCCAGAAGUUAUCCUCACGUCAGAGGAAGUUCUCUGGUGGCACCAGCGGCGGUCGCAAGAACAACAAGCCCAGCUUCCGAACCCCCGAGCGCGUCCGCCGGCACAAGAAGGUCGGCAGGAGGGACUCCCAGAGCUCCAACGAGUUCCUCAGCACCUCAGACUCCAAGGAGAACAUCGGCGUCGGCGGCGUAACGAUAGCAGACACCGACAAAGGAAAAGGGGCUUCCCUGCCUAGCCUUCCUCAUGAGGUCGACCCCUUCGGAGCCAAUCCCUUUGGUCCUCAGGAUGGCAGCCGACUUAACCAGUACCAAGGUCUUCUGGGGGACAGCAAGGCAGACAUGGGUUCGGCCAAUGGCAGGCCUCGGACUAGCUCCCUCCAUGAUGUGUAUGGGGAUGGGAACAUCAUGGAUGACUUUGGAGCGGUACCCUUCACAGAACUGGUGGAGCACCCUGGGCCUGAACAGCAGCCGUCACAGCCAGUAGAGCUGGAUCCUUUCGGGCUGCACCUUCUCCUCCAAACAUUGUUUGUAAAGAUUGUGGCCUCCAUGACCUACCAAUAA
Messenger RNA from Oncorhynchus masou masou (cherry salmon), 4902 nucleotides. Its product is annotated as BMP-2-inducible protein kinase-like. The record is from RefSeq and is a predicted model, not a curated record. Gene Ontology annotation, molecular function: ATP binding; protein kinase activity. The transcript is spliced from 20 exons. Lineage: Eukaryota; Metazoa; Chordata; Actinopteri; Salmoniformes; Salmonidae. Bases 1 to 4902 code for a protein of 1633 amino acids. Gene Ontology annotation, biological process: protein phosphorylation.